Molecule: messenger RNA, 2392 nt
Organism: Osmia bicornis bicornis
Lineage: Eukaryota; Metazoa; Arthropoda; Insecta; Hymenoptera; Megachilidae
Gene: Shmt
Product: serine hydroxymethyltransferase
Exons: 6
Coding region: 579-2150 (523 amino acids)
Biological process (GO): purine nucleobase biosynthetic process; protein homotetramerization; L-serine catabolic process
Cellular component (GO): cytosol; cytoplasm; nucleus
Molecular function (GO): zinc ion binding; pyridoxal phosphate binding; protein homodimerization activity
Source: RefSeq, a predicted model, not a curated record
AUUAGAACUAUUACAAUAACAAUGCUACAUUUAUUCUUGAAAUUUGUACCUAUUAUUAAAGAGAAUAAUAUAAAGUUAUACUGUAAUAAGAUACUCUCAAUUUGUUAGUUAUAAAAAUUGAGUUACAUGAAUAGAUUGCUUAAGAUUUUUAAAAAAUUUCGUGACAAAUACUUCAUGACUGGAAAUAUGUGACUAAUAAACCUUCAAUUUGAAUGUGAUAAGUAUAAUUGUACCCUAUUAUUAAAUUUUUUACUUCCGAAAUGAAAUUCAGUGUAACACGAUCACGUUUGUGUUUUAUAUUUGUACACGAGUUAAACAGCAUUCAAUAUAUUAACGAUCUUUUAAUGAUUUAUUAAAGCAGUUCUAAUAUUGUAAUAAAACAAGACUCAGUUUAAAAAGUUUUAAAUAUCAUAUGUAUAUUUCAUUAACUUGAAACCUGAUUUCUAAAGUUUUUAGGUUAGGCAGUACAUUUAUAAGACAUAUUGUUAAAAUGGUAACAGAUCAAACACAAAUAAAAUAAAAAGUCAUUUUACACAUUCCAUAAACUUUUACACGUAUAGUUUAAAAAACUUGUAAUUAUGAUCUUAAAUCGAUUAAAUUUAAAUCGACGCGGUUUUCAAUUGGUUGAAAAUCUGUUAAUCGCCCGGACACAGUGUAUAAAAGAUUAUGUUUUUCAAAGACGAAUACCAGAUGUGUUUGGAAUUUCAAAUUGUAACGUCCACAUUUCGACUACCUGUUGCUUGUCUAAACUCAACAUGACGGGAAUUAUUUAUAAAAAUAUCUGGGAAACAGACCCAGAACUUUUUGAAGUGAUAAAAAAUGAAAAGAAGAGACAAGAAUCUGGACUUGAAAUGAUUGCUAGUGAAAAUUUUACAUCUCUCAGCGUACUUCAAUGUUUGAGUACUUGUCUUCAUAAUAAAUAUAGCGAAGGUCUUCCUGGUCAAAGAUAUUACGGAGGAAACGAAUACAUUGAUGAAAUUGAAUUAUUAGCACAGAAACGUUCUUUAGAUGCAUUUAAUUUAAAUCCAGAAGAAUGGGGUUGUAAUGUACAACCUUAUUCAGGAAGUCCUGCUAACUUUGCAGUUUAUACAGGUUUAAUUGAACCCCAUGGUCGUAUCAUGGGAUUAGAUCUUCCUGAUGGAGGUCAUCUUACUCAUGGUUUCUUUACUUUGAACAAAAAAGUUUCUGCAACAUCAAUAUUCUUUGAAUCAAUGCCAUAUAAAGUGAAUCGUAAAACAGGUUUAAUUGAUUACGAUCAGUUGGCUGAAGAAGCAAGAUUGUUUAAACCUAAAAUUAUAAUAGCCGGUGUAUCCUGUUACAGCAGAUGUCUAGAUUAUAAACGAUUCAGAGAAAUAGCAGACGAAAAUAAUGCUUAUCUUUUUAGUGAUAUGGCUCAUAUAUCUGGCUUAGUUGCAGCUGGAAUAAUUCCUAGCCCAUUUGACUAUAGUGAUGUUGUAUCUACUACUACCCAUAAAACUUUAAGAGGGCCUCGAGCUGGAAUUAUCUUCUUUCGUAAAGGAGUUAGAAGUAUUGGCAAAGAUGGAAAAAAGAUCAUGUACGACUUGGAAGAUAAAAUUAAUCAAGCAGUAUUCCCAGGACUACAAGGAGGUCCUCAUAAUCAUGCAAUUGCAGGCAUUGCUACAGCAAUGAACCAAGUUAAGUCUCCGGAAUUUCAUCAAUAUCAGAAACAAAUUAUUGCUAACGCAAAGAGAUUGUGUUCAGGACUUCAAGAUUAUGGCUAUAAUAUUAGUACAGGUGGUACUGAUGUUCACAUGUUAUUAGUAGAUUUACGAUCUGUUGGAGUAUCAGGAGGUAAAGCAGAAGCAAUUUUAGAAAGUAUUUCUAUUGCUUGCAAUAAAAAUACAGUACCAGGUGAUAAAAGUGCACUAAAUUGUAGUGGCAUCAGGCUUGGAACACCUGCAUUAACCACUCGUGGUUUAGUUGAAAAAGACAUUGACAAAGUCGUUGACUUCAUACAUAAAGGAUUGCAACUUGCUAAAGAAGUAUCUAAUAUUUCUGGUCCUAAACUUGUUGAUUAUAAAAGAGUAUUAAAUACUGAUGUUAAUAUUAAAUCAAAGGUUGCAGCUUUAAAAGAAGAAGUUGAAACUUUUUCUAGACAAUUUCCGAUGCCUGGUUAUGAAAUAUAUUAAUAUUAUGAUAUUGAACAAUGUUUUGUUACAUUCGAUAUGGUUACAAGAAUUUGUUUUUAUCAAUUUUCUAUUACUUUUUAUAAACAGUUUUAUACAUAUUAAUUACUUACAAAAAACAUAAAUGUAUGCAUAUGUAGAUCUGAUGUGAAGUAUGUAUUUAUGUAAUAUUUUUGCAUCUAUACAUUAUGUAAAAAAUACUCAUUAUGAAUACAGUAGGAAAUGAAUACAAGAAAUCUUGUGCA